Messenger RNA from Cryptosporidium ubiquitum, 1647 nucleotides. RefSeq lists its product as uncharacterized. The record is from RefSeq and is a predicted model, not a curated record. The transcript has a single exon. NCBI's taxonomy places the organism in Eukaryota, Apicomplexa, Conoidasida, Eucoccidiorida, Cryptosporidiidae. The coding region runs from base 1 to 1647 and encodes 548 amino acids.
AUGGAAACUUUUCCAAAAAAUUGGAAAUUCUUCAAAGUUAAUUUUUACGAAACAAAGUGGGAUUUCCUUAUAGAUGGAGGAAUGCAGUCCGUAUUUUCAACAUUUUCCAACAUAAAGCUGAAUUUUAUUAAAUGUUUUCAGAACGAUCAAUUUGAUUUUUCCAGAAUCAAAGGCCCAACAAUUGUUUCAAUUUUUGAAAAAAAAGAAGGCCAAAUAAUUGAUGACUUUGAGGUUACUAUGAAUUAUUUUAUUUUAAAGAUUGAAAGAAAGUCCACAACUAUGAUUAAUGAUAUCAUAAAUAAAAUUCUUUUUGAAUUUGGACUUAACAAAACUCAGUUAUACAGUCAUAUCAUUUCACCAAGAAUUCCUCUUAUUUUUAUCCAAGAAACUUUAUUUAGACUUGGCUGGUUUGAGCCAAAUUUGUCUAUGAUUAAUAUUCCUUUUUUCCCUUUAAAUGCAUGCACUUUUCACACAAUAUUUGCGCGCCAAAUAUUUAAUUUGGAAUUUAAACCAAAAUGCAUAUUACCAUUAUUAACACGAGAUUUUACAUUAUACAGAAUUCUCCAAAAGCUUAUUCAAGAUAAUUCUUGGAUAGCUGACAGCUCUGGUACAACUUUGGAUGAAAUUGAUCGUGAAUUUGAGUUAUUAUUUAGAUAUAAAAGAUUGUGUGGGGUAAAAAACAUACCUUGUCAGGUUUCUAUACAAAAAUUAUCAAAAGAUGAUAAUUUUGAAAAUUCAUAUUCUCCUAUUCAUUUAUUCUUUUCCAAAUCGAAGGAUCAAGUUUCUCGUGAAUUCUUAAAAGCUUUGAAAAUUUCAGGGAAAGUUGUUCAAAAUAGUUCGAUUACUAGUGUAAAUCAUUUAAUGAAAAAUGAUGAGUUCACAGAAAUUAUUCAGAAUGAAAUCCCUAUAUUUUUUGAGUCCCUUUCUCAUUUUUCUCAAAUUUUUCAUAAAUUAAUAUUAUGUCAAACUUUUUGUGCUGGACAACAAUUAUUGGCUUAUUAUUUAUAUAUUGUCCUUAAAUUUAUUAUACCAAUAAAUGAUAUCAGGAAUUUAAUUAACAACCAAACCAUGAAUAUUUCUACUAAAAUAGAAGAAACUUUAUCAUCUAAUUCAAAUUUAAUGAAUAUUGAAUUCUAUAAUACUAAAGUUAUUGAGAAUUUUCAAUUUGGAUUAUUAUAUUUAACAAAACUCGUUUUUCACAUUAAUAAAAAUUUUUCAGAUAAAAAUCAAUGUAACGGAAAUAUUGGGGAAGUGUUAAAUAAUGAUCCAGAAUUCAGCUGUGCUGUUCAAGACGUCACUUUAUGGCUCUCUAAGUUUUUCUUAGGAAGAUCGGUCUGCGAUUGUUCACUAAUUAUAACAUCUUUAUACACCAACAAGCAUUGUUUAUGCCCUAAUUAUUCUGAUUUUAUGCCGAUCAAGUCAAUCUAUCUAAAUAGAAAAUUAAUCCCUAAUUCUUAUACAGAGCUCUAUAAUGAGGAAAAUUUUAACGCUUGGGCUCGAAUAAAGAUUAUUGAUAUAUCAAACAAACCCUUGGAAAAGAUGGUUUAUUGGAAGUCUCAAUUCUUAAAUUUAGUUAAGAAGUUAAUUAUUCAUUAUAAAAAUACGAGAAAAUCUAACAAAAAUUUGAAGAUCACGAAAAUAUGUUAA